Molecule: messenger RNA, 3006 nt
Organism: Fraxinus pennsylvanica
Lineage: Eukaryota; Viridiplantae; Streptophyta; Magnoliopsida; Lamiales; Oleaceae
Source: the annotation of a GenBank genome assembly
AUGGCGCUAUCAGCGUCGGACUUGCCUACGAUGUACACAUUGCUCGGCAAUUCAUUGAGCAGUGACCAAACUGUGCGGGAGCUAGCCGAAGAUUCCCUCGUGCAAUCCGAAAGCCGGCCCGGUUUCUGUUCUUGCCUCAUGGAAGUAAUAACAGCGAAGGAUUUAGCAUCCCAGGAUGAUGUACGAUUAAUGGCAUCAGUAUAUUUCAAGAAUAGUAUAAGUCGGUAUUGGAGGAACAGGCGUGACUCCACGGGUAUAAGCAAUGAAGAGAAACUGCAUUUGAAGAAAAAAUUGCUGUCACAUUUGAGAGAAGAGAAUUAUCAGAUUGCUCUUACAUUGGCUGUUAUCAUCUCAAAGAUCGCUCGUAUUGACUAUCCAAAGGAAUGGCCAGACCUCUUCUCUGUCUUAGCACAACAGCUACAAUCUUCUGAUAAUCUUUCUUCUCAUAGAAUAUUCAUGAUCCUUUUCCGGACAUUGAAGGAGUUGUCAACUAAACGCCUUACUUCAGAUCAGAGGACCUUCGCUGAGAUAGCGUCCCAAUUCUUCGAUUACAGCUGGCACCUUUGGCAGAGCGAUGCACAGAUAAUAUUGCACGGUUUUUCCAUGCUUGCUCAAAAUGCUUCCGAGUUGCAUCCUGACGAUCUUUACCUAACAUGUGAAAGAUGGUUUCUGUGUUCAAAAAUUAUACGUCAGUUGAUAGUCUCUGGUUUUCCAAGUGAUGCAAUGUCUGUCCAGGAGGUGCGGCCAGUCAAGGAGAUAUCUACAGUCCUGUUGAAUGCCAUCCAAUCGCUUUUCCCACACUAUUCAUCUUUUCAAGAGAAACAUCCCAAAUUCUGGGAGUUCUUGAAGAAAGCAUGCACUAAAUUAAUGAAGAUUCUAAUUGCAAUUCAGCGCAGACAUCCUUAUUCAUUUGGCGACAAAAAUGUCUGUGGUCCUGUCAUUGACUUUUGCUUAAAUAAGAUCACAAAUCCCGAACCAGAUAUGUUUUCAUUUGAAGAAUUUCAGAUACAGUGCAUGUCAAUGGUAAAGUCUCUUCUGGAAUGUAAAGAAUACAAGCCACGCUUGACUGGCCGUGUUAUGGAUGACAACAGAAUCACCCCUGAGCAGAUGAAGAAAAACCUAUCUACUGCAGUUUCUGGUGUCCUUGCGACCCUUUUGCCUGAUGAACGAGUAGUGUUGUUGUGUAAUGUGCUAAUAAGGAGGUAUUUUGUUUUAACACCAAGUGAUUUGGAAGAGUGGUACCAGAACCCCGAGUCUUUUCAUCACGAACAAGAUUCAGUUUUGUGGUCGGAGAGAUUAAGGCCAUGUGCUGAAGCCUUGUACAUUGUUUUGUUUGAGAAUCACAGCCAACUGCUAGGCCCUGUUGUGGUUUCCAUUCUUCAAGAGGCAAUGAAUGGUUGCCCUUCUUCUGUUAAUGAAAUGACUCCAGCACUGCUUCUCAAGGAUGCUGCUUAUGGUGCUGCUGCUUAUAUUUAUUAUGAGCUCUCAAAUUAUGUGAGCUUCAAGGACUGGUUCAAUGGUGCAUUAUCUCUUGAACUUACAAACGAUCAUCCAAACAUGCGAAUCAUUCACAGGAAAGUUGCAUUGAUUCUGGGGCAGUGGGUUUCGGAGAUUAAAGAUGACACCAGAAGACCAGUAUACUGUGCUUUAAUCAAAUUGCUUCAGGAAAGAGACUUGUGCGUCAGGUUGGCAGCAUCACGGUCCUUGUAUUUCCAUAUUGAAGAUGCAAAUUUCUUGGAGCAAGAUUUUUUGGAUCUUCUUCCAGUGUGUUGGGAUUCAUGUUUCAAACUGGUAGAGGAAGUCCAGGAAUUCGACUCUAAGGUGCAAGUAUUGAAUACAAUCGCUAGUCUCAUUGCACGGGUCACUGAAGUUAUUCCUUAUGCAAACAAGUUGAUGCAGUUUUUCCAGAAGGCCUGGGAAGAAUCCUCUGGUGAAAGCCUUCUGCAGAUUCAGCUUUUGGCAGCACUCAGGAACUUUGUAGUUGCACUUGGUUAUCAAUCACCUAUCUGUUACAACAUUGUAGUCCCCAUUUUACAGAGUGGGAUCCAUGUAGAUAGCCCUGAUGAACUUUUGGAAGACACCAUGCAGCUGUGGGAAGCCACUCUUUCUCAUGCCCCCUCAAUAAUGCCUCAGCUAUUAAGCCAUUUCCCAUGUCUGGUGGAAAUCUUGGAAAGAAGCUUUGAUCACUUAAAGAUGGCUGCCAGCAUCAUUGAAAGCUACAUAAUUUUGGGUGGAAUUGAAUUUCUCAAUAUGCACGCAUCUACUCUUGCAAAACUUCUAGAUUUGGUUGUUGGUAGUGUCAAUGAUAGGGGGUUGCUUUCAAUUCUUCCGCUUGUGGAUACUUUAGUUCAGUGUUUCCCGACUGAGGUGCCCCAGUUAAUUAGCACAAUUAUACAGAAAUUACUCGUCAUAUGCUUGACUGGAGGAGAUGAUCAUGAUCCUUCUAAAACAGCUGUUAAAGCAUCUUCAGCAGCCAUACUAGCAAGGGUUUUAGUCAUGAACACUAAUUACCUUGCGCAACUGACGUCAGAACCAUCACUUUUAGCACUCUUACAGAAAGCUGGAUUCCCAAGUGAAGAAAGCAUACUUCUUUGCCUGGUAGAUGUAUGGCUUGACAAGGUUGAUAAUGUAAUUUCCACCCAGAGGAAGACACUUGGUUUAGCUCUUUCUAUAAUUUUAACUUUGAGAUUGCCUCAAGUGCUUGAUAAACUUGAUCAGAUCUUAAGCGUAUGCACAAGUGUGAUAUUGGGUGGAAGUGAGGACUUAACUGAAGAAGAAUCAAGUAGUGAUAAAAUGUACUCCAGUGGCUCACAAGUUCCUAGCAAAGAGUUGAGGAGGAGACAGAUUAAAUUCUCUGACCCGAUAAACCAGAUUUCCUUGGAGAACUCAGUGAGGGAAAAUCUCCGAACAUGUGCUGCUCUUCAUGGGGAACCAUUUAAUGCUGCCAUUUCUAGAAUGCAUCCUGCGGCAUUUGGGCAAUUGAAGCAGGCACUAAAAAUGCCAUAG